GGUGAAGUGUGAAGAGGAAGGCGGGGAGGAACUUCAUCGAGUGAGGUGCAAUUAAGCUUCGAAAAGUCGUUCCGAAGAACGCGCUAAUCCGAAAAGGGAAACCUGGACAGGCAGGCACGAGCGCGUCCCAUCGCGACUUCCUGACUACACAGCACUGGUACACUUCUCCCACCCAGACACUUUCACGACAACGACCCGUCGACAUCUACGCACCCUCCCUUGUUACCCAAUUCAAUUGUCACGCCCUCUUUGCUCCAAUGGCCAGCCUCGAGGCUCUGAUGCUCCAGGGGCCCGGCCACAACGUGGAAGACAAGCUGAAGGACCUUCGAAAGCACAUCCUCCUCGACGGCAUCCCAGCCAACAGCGAGGGCAGGUCCGAGGUCCGCAUCUACGCCUGGCUCAUCCUCCUCAACGUUCCCCCCCUCAGCACCGACGUCUACCUCGACCUCGUCCGCCAGGGCGCAUCCCCCGCCCACGCAAAGAUCCAGAACGACGCCUUCCGCACCUUCCAGGGCGACCCGCUCUUCCGCCGCCGCGUCACCCAGAACAGCAUCACCCGCGUCCUCAACGCCGUCGCCUGGCGCCUCAACGACGCCCACGAGGCCCGCGUCAACGGCUGGAUGUCGCCUCCCACCCUGUCUGAAUUCGGCGGCAGCCCAGAUACCUCGCUGCUCUCGCGCACCUCGCUCACGACGACGACGGGCGGCGGCCUGACCGAAGCCUCGACCACGACCGACGCCGAGCAGAUUGGCUACGUCCAGGGCAUGAAUGUCCUCUGCGGGCCCUUCCUCUACGCCGCCCGCAGCGAGGUCGAGGCUUUUGCCGCUUUUGAGAAGCUCAUCACGCGCGAACUGCCGGGUUACGUCCGGGGCUCCAUGGAGGGCGUCCACAAGGGCCUGGCCCUCGUCGACCGCGUCCUGCAAGAGUGCGACCCCCGUCUCUACCAACACCUCAUGUCCCACCGUCUCGAGGCGCGCAUCUACGCCUUCCCCUCUGUCCUCACCCUCUGCGCCUGCACCCCGCGACUCCCUGACGUCCUCCAGCUGUGGGAUUUCCUCUUCGCAUACGGGCCCCAUUUGAAUAUCUUGUGCAUCGUCGCGCAGCUCAUUCUGAUACGUGACGAGUUGCUGCAGAGCUCCAGUCCCAAUCAGAUCCUGCGCAACCUCCCCAGCCUCAAUGCCAAGGCCACCAUUUCUCAGGCCGUCCGGCUGGCCGCGAGUAUCCCCGACGACUUGUACGACGAGAUUGUCAACCAUGCAAAGUAGGCAGGGGCUAUUUGCCUGGGACAUUCAGGAGUCCUUGAGCCAUGUUUCACGAUACCCACACGAAAAAAUUUUGAUGUGUUACGAAGUUACGAAUAAUGAUGAUUUUCCAGCAGGGCGUUUUUGUUUGCACAGGGCUGCGAGGUCCUCAUGUUGGUCCACUAGAUACCUCCCCGGGAUAUUUGAAUACAAAGACCUAUUUCAAAAGAAAGAGUCAUCCCUCAUUAUCAUUAUCACUCCUAUCCACCCACCAUUCAUAUAUACCGUCCAACACUAGCAAACAUUGACAAGAUCAAGCAGGCACAUGUACAAAUG
Molecule: messenger RNA, 1577 nt
Organism: Westerdykella ornata
Lineage: Eukaryota; Fungi; Ascomycota; Dothideomycetes; Pleosporales; Sporormiaceae
Product: cell division control protein-like protein
Exons: 3
Coding region: 258-1265 (335 amino acids)
Biological process (GO): negative regulation of septation initiation signaling; activation of GTPase activity
Cellular component (GO): mitotic spindle pole body
Molecular function (GO): GTPase activator activity
Source: RefSeq, a predicted model, not a curated record